Messenger RNA from Malania oleifera, 1146 nucleotides. RefSeq lists its product as uncharacterized. The transcript is spliced from 5 exons. The coding region runs from base 394 to 852 and encodes 152 amino acids. The record is from RefSeq and is a predicted model, not a curated record. NCBI's taxonomy places the organism in Eukaryota, Viridiplantae, Streptophyta, Magnoliopsida, Santalales, Ximeniaceae.
AGUCAUUUAUUUUGACAAAAUUUUGCUCUGUGACAAACAAACAGCAGAGACAGAAAAGAAAAGAAUAGAAAGUGAAAGAAGAAAAGAAAAUUCAAUUUUAAUUUGCUGCUGGACGGCAAAUGGGGCUUCUGGGACCAUGUAUAUAUAUUCAAGCAGCCAUUCCCCAAUCCCAUGCUGUGUACAAAGUAAACCACUCUUCAGUACUCUCCACAAGCUCUUCUGAUUUGCUUGUUAAGUUCAGCAAAGAAAGAGAAACCAGAAGAAAAUCCAUUAAUUAAUCCCAAUUCCCACAUUCUAUUUGUUCUCAUCUUGAGAAUCCCAAACCUGUAAAUCUUUGGAAUCUCUUAUUCUCAAUCUCUCUCUCUCUCUCUCUCUCUCUCUCUCUCUCUCCAAAUGAGGCCUUCUUCACUAGUCUCUCUACUGGUUUUGUCCCUUGUCCUCUCUGGGGCUCAAGGGAUUCGUUUGGAGAAGGGGCUUGUAUCAGCUGGGCAUCAGAAAAUCCAUGAGAAGACUACUGCUGUGACCAAAACAAUUAAUACUGAUACUGCUGAAGGGUUCAUUCCCUGCAAAGAGGAGCACUGUUCAGGAAAGAAUAGAAAACUCGAGGCCAAGACUCCCUCUACCACAAUCAACACUUCCAAGAAUGCGAAGAAUGGAGACACUAAAGUUGACCAUCGUCUAUCUAAAGGCAAAUCAAGUAAUGAACAUGGUGGGAAAGAAGAGAGUUUUUCUGUUAAGUCGUCGCCGGUUUCGGAGCACCGGGAGGCCACCCCCGGGCACUAUCCGGACAUCAUAGACAUAGCUGGAAUGGACUAUACUCCUGCAAGGAAAAAACCUCCAAUACACAAUUAGGGUGGAACUUUGGAAGCAACUCAUUAAACAAGAGUUUAAACAAUUAAGAAGGCUUUUAAUACUUAGGUGGAUAGAUGAGAAUGGAAGUUGGACAGCAUUACAGAAAUGCUGCAGUUUUUUAGGGUUAGGAAUGAUUUUGUACAUAGUAUAUAUGUUAGUGUUAUAUUAUUAUAUUAAUUGUCUCAUCAUUAUUAUACUAUUAGCUCAAUGAUUGAGUCAUAAACACUAGGCUGCUUACUAGCCUUUUCAUGUAAUCUCUUCAUUAAUUUUACACGGUAAGUAUCAACUUGAAUA